Molecule: messenger RNA, 2553 nt
Organism: Venturia canescens
Lineage: Eukaryota; Metazoa; Arthropoda; Insecta; Hymenoptera; Ichneumonidae
Exons: 8
Coding region: 516-1826 (436 amino acids)
Biological process (GO): SCF-dependent proteasomal ubiquitin-dependent protein catabolic process
Cellular component (GO): SCF ubiquitin ligase complex
Molecular function (GO): protein binding
Source: RefSeq, a predicted model, not a curated record
AACUGUACUAAAACAAUACUUUAAUUUGUACGAUUUUAAUGCAUCGAGAGAACGAUUCAUGAUUGCGAGUUUCAAACUUGAUUGAUUUUAAUCAGACGAGAACGCGGCUAUUAUAUGCUUUUUUUACUCGUUAUGUUAUAACGCGUUUGGAUUUAUAAUUUGACUUUUCCUCUUAUUUUUAUAUCAAAAUUAAUAAAUUCUGAAAAUAAUGGUUGAGUCUCAAGUCGUGCAAGCAAGAGAAUAAUAAUUGUCGAUGGAUAAUCGUCUGAGGAAUUUUAUUGUCGUCUUUCUCAGUGCUUCGUUGCGCGAUGCGAAUGGCCUCGGUAACAUGGCUGCUGACCACCGAAUAUAAGAGCACGGUUCAUAUACGUGGGAAGGGAACUUGUGUGUGUGUGUGUGUGUUCUAAUCUAAAUUUGCCCAGCGUUGAUACUAUAUUUUGCUUGCGUAAUUAUACUUCAUUCAAGAUCCACUAGGAUUUUCCUCGAGUCGUGAGAAAACAAGGUGCAGGUCUAAAAUGAGUACAAAACGAAGCAAAUCGCUUUCCCCUGAGCCAUCCGGAAGCAAAGAAUACAAAAGAACAAAGGUAGAGAAAGACGAAGAAGAUUGCAAUGUCAAUUCCGGAUCAUCGAAGGGUAAUCUUCUUGACUUUUCGGAUGAUGUCCUCCUUCAUAUUAUGGAAUAUCUCUAUCCACAAGACUUGAUGGCGCUGAGUCUGUGCUGCAAAAGGCUUGACAGAGUCUGUCAUGACCGAACAUUAUGGAGAAUCAUAGAUUGUCGUCACGCAACAUUGGCUACGCAAGAUUUAGACAAAUAUAUCAAGUUCCUUCAACAUUCAACAACGCAAAUUGCGGUACGAGGCGAUCUCGAAACAAAAACAGAGUUUGGCCUAGAUUUUCUUAAAAAAGUUAACAAAGUUUGCUCGAAUCUCAAAGAAUUGAUCAUCGAGGAUUGCAGGAUCAAUACUCAAGAGAUACAAAUAUGCAGUUUUCCAGAAAGGAUCGAGAAAUUCUCGUUGAAAGGAUGCGAUCUUUACAAUAUCACGUCGAAUAGGACCUACCUCUUUAAAAUAAAUAUUCACAUGGAAAGUCUUACUUGUUUAAUUCUGAGUCGCUGUGCAUGGGUGACGUCACAUUCGCUGUUGGUACUUAGUAAAAUUCCGAAUCUCAAAGAACUCAGGUUGGACUCUUGUGAAGGUCUUUCAGAGUGCGUCGCUUACGCGAGUUUGGCUACAAGAUUUGGCUUCAGAACUCUCGAGAUAUUAGAUUUACGAGACACCUUAUUAGGGGACAGCGAGAUUUGUUGCUUUAGUAGUACAGUAACCCUGACUCAUAUCUACCUUGAAUGUCCUUCAAAAUUGAUACGCCGGCGGAUACGCCGUCAUAAUCGCAUUCACGAAGGGGAUCAUAAUAAUUUCGAUGGUGAACCAGUUUAUGAAGACCCCAAUCUUGUACAGUAUGUAGUAGAAGAUGAAUUGCAAUUUGACGACUUGGAACGUUGUCUAAUAUCUGACAGAGCGGUCUGCGCCCUUGGACCAAGUUCAGGUAACCGACGUGUCAUAUUCCAUCCUGUGAGGGAUGCUGUCGAAUAUCAGCAGGAUGGUUUGUUCGAGGAGGCUGGAUGGAUCUCCAUGCAUCCAAACCUCAAAACCCUUGUUGUGAGGAAUUAUUCACGAGUGACAAAUCAAAGUCUCGUAUAUUUGGCUGUGAACGCGAAUAGCCUCGAACUUUUGGACGUGACUGGGACCGCGGUGACGAAGGAAGGAAUUUUGACUUUCAAAAAUGCAAGGCCUAACGUCACCAUUAUAUCCUCGUUCAACGAGGAGUGAUAAUUUUAAAAAAUACGCUAAUAAAAAUGCAAACAAAUAUUAAACCUCCGGAACAAACUGCAAUGUAAGGAGAUUCGAUGAAACUUUGUUAAUUUUUAUGCAGACGAUGUACAACCUUAAAAUCAUUCUCGAGGAGCCCAAGAAAUUGCGAGCCAUUUAGGGUUGAAUAUCGUGAAUGAUUGACGGUAUUUAAGUCGUUGCGAGAAGACUCGUUAAUUUUUUUCUUUUUUUAUAAUUUUAUAUAUGUUUUUUUUUAUCAGUUGAGUGCAAAAUAUUCCGUCGCCAUUUAUUUCGAUGGCGAAAUCGAGUUGUUAAUAUAAUUAAAAUCUCUCGGAUUUUAUAUAAAUGUUCUAUGAGUAAUGCUCUAAUUUAUGCUUUGACAACGAAAAAUUUAGCACAUAGUGUACGUGAGACUUUAGUAUAAAUUUUUACGAAAAAAAUUGUGUCGAUUCACAUAAUCAUGAAAAGUUCAUUUUUUCUUUCGUCCUUCGAGAUAAUAUUCCAAGCGUACGAACUUUAGUCUUAGAUUUUUUCUGUUCGAAUUCUGAUUGCGUUCUUCCGGGCUCUGUCAUGCUUGAGACUACUCCCAAGGUUGAGUCACUGAUAUACGACGAAUUUUGACACUAAUUGUAUUAUUAUUGCUAUUAAUUUAACUUCGUGAUACGCUAUUCAAUGUUUCAAAUGUAUAAGGAAUUGUAUUGCAAAGAAACGAGACUGUCGAUGAUAA